Messenger RNA from Colias croceus (clouded yellow), 913 nucleotides. RefSeq lists its product as uncharacterized. The record is from RefSeq and is a predicted model, not a curated record. Bases 99 to 581 code for a protein of 160 amino acids. Lineage: Eukaryota; Metazoa; Arthropoda; Insecta; Lepidoptera; Pieridae. The transcript is spliced from 4 exons.
GAUGCGUUAUCACUUAUCACUGAUAAGAGAUAAGCGCUGAUAGCGGCUGCCAGUACGAGCCGAGUUGUGGUAAACGAUGUACCCGGAUACGUAGAAAUAUGGAGACAGAAACGAUAAUAAUCGUGAGCGUGUUCAGCGCCGCGUGGUUCGUCCUCCUGCUCGUCUGCAUCAUCCUGUGCACGCAGGUCUCCAGCCUGAGACGGAAGAUCCACGACCUGAACAAUACAGGCCGACUUCGUGUACAGAAACUGCAGAUGAGUCCGGAAGGAAACCACGCGUUCAACAACCCAGCGCUAGUCCCUGAUGAGGAACUGUCUCGGCGCGGCUUCUCCAUGUACCAGGCUUCCGACGGCGACCUGGAGAGUGGCCGAGGUACUGAUCGGCAGACGGGUGGGGAGUUCGUAGAGGAACUAUCGCGUAAGAUAGACGACAGACAGCAAAGGCAGAGCCAAGCCAACGGUCACCCGCCACCCUUCUUACUCCAGAGUAUAGAAGACAGCAAGAAGAAGACCAGAAGUAUGGUCAAUCCCGUGGCGAACCCAGGCCGACAUAGCAACACAAAUCCGAAUUUUAUCUAUUAAUUAAUUGUAAAGCCAUAAAUUAAUUGACCCUUUUAAAGCCAUUAGUACUCUAUUUUCUUUGUCAUCGAGUAAAUUGUAAUAUUGUCUCAGAUUUAAGCACAGAGGACGCAAAUUGUGCUUAUUUUUGAAACAAUGUUUCUAAAUCCUAUUCGGUUUUUUGUGUUGCUAAAAAUAUUUAUAUUGUCAAAUUUGCAGUCGCUUCCUCUACAAACCAACGCAACGGAAGCUUAUGAGUAAAAAUGCAGUAAUUUUCACUGAUUUUCAUAACCUGAAAAUUAAGUUGAAAUUUUAAGACUAUUGUAAUUAUAGUUUUAAUAAAACUUAUUUAAUUA